AUGGCGCGCUUAUCCGGUCUUCAGCGCGAAGUCUUGUCUCUUUACCGCAAAUGUCUUCGUGAAACACGAAAGAAGCCUACCGACGUCAGACCCAAUUUCCUGCAGUUCACUCGGACCGAGUUCCGGGAGCACCAGAAUUACGACAAGAAGGACUUCAGCGCUAUCGAAUACAUGCUUCGGAAGGGUCAGCGCCAACUGGAAAUCUACUCAUCGCCGGGCAUUCGAAAUGUUAUGAAAUAA
Molecule: messenger RNA, 240 nt
Organism: Aureobasidium pullulans EXF-150
Lineage: Eukaryota; Fungi; Ascomycota; Dothideomycetes; Dothideales; Saccotheciaceae
Exons: 3
Coding region: 1-240 (79 amino acids)
Biological process (GO): mitochondrial respiratory chain complex II assembly
Cellular component (GO): mitochondrion
Source: RefSeq, a predicted model, not a curated record